Microcebus murinus (gray mouse lemur) is the source of this 1524-nucleotide messenger RNA. RefSeq names its product keratin, type I cuticular Ha3-I. The record is from RefSeq and is a predicted model, not a curated record. Gene Ontology annotation, biological process: epithelial cell differentiation; intermediate filament organization. NCBI's taxonomy places the organism in Eukaryota, Metazoa, Chordata, Mammalia, Primates, Cheirogaleidae. Gene Ontology annotation, cellular component: cytoskeleton. Gene Ontology annotation, molecular function: structural molecule activity.
GUCUUCAGCCGGGCACGCACUCCCUCCCAGCACCAUGUCCUACACCUGCUUCCUGCCCAGCUUCAGCUGCCGCACCAGCUGCUCCUCCCGGCCCUGCGUGCCCCCCAGCUGCCACAGCUGCACCCUGCCCGGGGCCUGCAACAUCCCCGCCAACGUGGGCAGCUGCAACUGGUUCUGCGAGGGCUCCUUCAAUGGCAGGGAGAAGGAGACCAUGCAGUUCCUGAACGACCGCCUGGCCAGCUACCUGGAGAAGGUGCGUCGGCUGGAGCGGGAGAACGCGGAGCUGGAGAGCCUCAUCCAGCAGCGGUGCCAGGAGCAGGACCCCUUGGUGUGUGCCAACUACCAGUCCUACUUCCGGACCAUCGAGGAGCUCCAGCAGAAGAUCCUGUGCAGCAAGUCCGAGAACGCCAGGCUGGUGGUGCAGAUCGACAAUGCCAAGCUGGCCUCCGACGACUUCAGGACCAAGUACGAGACAGAGCUGUCCCUGCGGCAGCUGGUGGAGUCGGACAUCAACGGCCUGCGCAGGAUCCUGGACGAGCUGACCCUGUGCAGGUCUGACCUGGAGGCCCAGGUGGAGUCCCUGAAGGAGGAGCUGCUCUGCCUCAAGCAGAACCACGAGCAGGAAGUCAACACCCUGCGCUGCCAGAUCGGAGACCGCCUCAACGUGGAGGUGGACGCUGCCCCCACCGUGGACCUGAACCAGGUGCUGAACGAGACCAGGAGCCAGUACGAGGCCCUGGUGGAGACCAACCGCAGGGAAGUGGAGGAAUGGUUCACCAGGCAGACCGAGGAGCUGAGCAAGCAGGUGGUGUCCAGCUCGGAGCAGCUGCAGUCCUGCCAGGCGGAGAUCAUCGAGCUGCGCCGCACGGUCAACGCCCUGGAGAUCGAGCUGCAGGCCCAGCACAACCUGAGAAACUCUCUGGAAAACACGCUGACGGAGAGCGAGGCCCGCUACAGCUCCCAGCUGUCCCAGGUGCAGUGCAUGAUCACCAACGUGGAGUCUCAGCUGGCCGAGAUCCGCUGCGACCUGGAGCGGCAGAACCAGGAGUACCAGGUGCUGCUGGACGUGCGGGCCCGGCUGGAGUGCGAGAUCAACACGUACCGGGGCCUGCUGGAGGGUGAAGACUGCAAGCUCCCUUGCAACCCCUGUGCUACAACCAAUGCGUGUGACAAGCCCAUUGGGCCCUGUGUCCCCAAUCCCUGUGCCUCACGUACCUGGUGUGGGCCCUGCAACACCUUUGGGCGCUAGAAGCCCCACCGCCAGGAGGAGGAGAAGGGCAUUGGUCACACCCCACUCAACUUCAUCCCAACAUCUCCAGCAGGGACCAUGCUUUGGACAGAGGCAGAAAUCUUCCUAUCAGCCUCGAUCUCUGGUGGUCAGCUCUACCUUUCCCCUGUGUUCUUAGCUUGAUCCUUCAGCAUAAGAGACUGCAAGAUCUGUCUUCUGCAUCAUGCAGAGAAACCUACAGCAGGAUGUGAUUUAAAAAUAAUUACAUGGAGCAUGGCAGAGCUGAUGGGCAUGCU